Messenger RNA from Symbiodinium natans, 1392 nucleotides. The record is from the annotation of a GenBank genome assembly. Lineage: Eukaryota; Dinophyceae; Suessiales; Symbiodiniaceae.
AUGCCAUCUUCCAGUCCAGGGUAUACCAUCCCAGGCCCAGGUGUCGCAUGGCAGCAAAGGACUGCCAUAAGUCAGACUGCAGGACCCACACGUGUCAAGCAAACUCCGCUUGGGCUCGGUGUGGAUUUGCUCAAUGCCGGAGGCAGCGAGCCAGCGACUGUGGAGGUUAGUGCAUCAUCUCCAGUGCACAAGCUCGUGGAGCCCCCACAUUUGCUGCGCACAGCGCUGGAAAGUACAGAGGAUGACCAAGAUGACGAGGAUCAGCUUUGGCGGCGUGUCGCAAAUGGCACUUGCUGGCAUGCUUUGUACGUUGGACAAUUUUUGCUCACGGCCUGCGAUGAUGGUGCAAAGCUGUCCAUCCUUGGAGAGGGCAGCGAGCAGCUGCCUCCGUGUGUGGUUGCGAUCCAAUUCUUCGAAGGAUCCCGGGGAUCUGUUUGCAGGAUUCCGUUGGCAGACUUCGUGGAUGCAUCGAAGGGCCCAGGUGACUGCGCUGACUUAGAUGAUUGUUCCAGCCCUGCUAGAGUAACAGCAGCUGAUAUCUCUGUGCGGCUCUACACGCGAAGACCGCGUGGUCGCCGAGCUGCUGUCGCACGGGCGCUGAUGGCAAUAGGAGCUCAGGUUGACUCGGCCGCUGUAGGCAGUCUGCCUGAGCUCCUACCUUGGUGGGCCAUCUUCGAUGAGGCGGAGAGCUUCCAGCCAGGGCUUUGCGCGUCUCGCAGCCGGGCCGUUCGCUACCGGCUGUCACCCAAGGCCGAAGGCAGCACCGUCCCGCCUCAGCUCCUAGACGCAGUCUUGUCUGGUGGAGCGGUCGUCCGGCAAGGGCGGGUUGUGUUGCGAGGACUGCGGCUCGUCAAGGCGUUGCGUGUGGGCAAAGCAGCGGGUGCGCUUGCUUCUGCAGGCACGAGCUGGGCCAACUUGGGCGGCUUCGUCGGCCAAGCCAUAGCCGGAAGCCUGCUCGAUGAUGGCAAUGCAACAACUGCGAUGGCCACUGCAGCCGGGGGCUGGGCUGGGGGCUUGGCAGGAAGCGGAGUGGCUGCUGCGGCCGCCUCCAGUUUGGGCAUUGAGGCCCUGGGUGCUGGCUCCGUGGCCGGAGGCCUGGUGGUGUGCGGCUCUCUCAGCGCGGUGGGCGCAGUGGCCGGCGCCGGCCUUGCCUUCGCUGUGAAGCGGUUGGUGGCAGACCAGGGUGCGCAGCCAGACCGGAGCGCCGAGUACUUCGACUGUCCGCUGCGCCUUCUCGGCAGCGCUGACGAUGUCUUUCACCUUUUCGGCGCCAGCCUCGAGUUCCCACCUGAAGAUGGAGUCGUCCUCUCAGGUGAAGCAGAAGAGACGCCACGUCUCGCUGCUGCUGGGUGGUAUGCCGUGAGAGUGUCCGGGGCACUGCCAGCAGACUGA